CCAUUUUUAACAAAGAAAUCAAAUCUAAAAAAACAUGUCUUCAACUUUCUGCACAGUUUUACUGGUUGUUCUAUCCUUCAGCAGUGCACUGUCGGAGCUAUGCAACCCAGAAGACAAGCAAGCCCUUCUCCAAUUCAAGAAAGAGCUUGGCAACCCCAUCACUCUCUCCUCAUGGCUUCCAACCACCGACUGUUGCAACAGAACCUGGCAAGGUGUUUCAUGCGACACCGACACCCAAACAUACCGCGUCAACAACCUCGACCUCUCCGACCUUAACCUCCCAAAACCCUAUCCCAUCCCUUCCUCCCUCGCCAACCUCCCUUACCUCAAUUUUCUAUACAUUGGUCGCACCAACAACCUCGCCGGCCCAAUCCCCCCCGCCAUCGCUAAACUCACCCAACUCCGUUAUCUCUAUAUCACCCACACCAACGUCUCCGGCACAAUACCCGAUUUCUUGUCACAAAUCAAAACCCUCGUCACCCUCGACUUCUCCUACAACGCCCUCUCCGGCACCCUCCCUCCCUCCAUCUCUUCUCUCCCCAACCUCGUCGGGAUCACCUUCGACGGUAACCGAAUCUCCGGCGCCAUCCCCGACUCCUACGGCUCGUUUUCGAAGCUGUUCACGUCGAUGACCAUCUCCCGCAACCGCCUCACUGGGAAGAUUCCAGCGACGUUUGCGAAUCUGAACCUGGCGUUCGUUGACUUGUCUCGGAACAUGCUGGAGGGUGACGCGUCGGUGUUGUUCGGGUCGGAUAAGAACACGCAGAAGAUACAUCUGGCGCAGAACUCUCUUGCUUUUGAUCUGGGGAAGGUAGGGCUGUCAAAGAACUUGAAUGGGUUGGACCUGAGGAACAACCGUAUCUAUGGGACGCUACCUGAGGGACUCACGCAGCUUAAGUUUCUGCACAGUUUGAAUGUGAGCUUCAAUAAUCUGUGUGGUGAGAUUCCUCAAGGUGGGAACUUGCAAAGAUUUGACGUGUCUUCUUACGCUAACAACAAAUGCUUGUGUGGCUCUCCUCUUCCUGCUUGCACUUGAUCAUUUCAUUUCCAGAUUUGGUAAUAUAUGGAUGCAUGAUGUUUGCCUUUGUAUGAACAUCUAUAAUUCUGUCUCCACCUCAUGAGAAAAUAAGUUUAUACGA
This is a messenger RNA of Vigna radiata var. radiata (mung bean), 1139 nucleotides long. RefSeq names its product polygalacturonase inhibitor 2. The record is from RefSeq and is a predicted model, not a curated record. Gene Ontology annotation, molecular function: protein binding. The transcript has a single exon. Lineage: Eukaryota; Viridiplantae; Streptophyta; Magnoliopsida; Fabales; Fabaceae. Bases 35 to 1036 code for a protein of 333 amino acids.